Molecule: messenger RNA, 588 nt
Organism: Aspergillus neoniger CBS 115656
Lineage: Eukaryota; Fungi; Ascomycota; Eurotiomycetes; Eurotiales; Aspergillaceae
Product: thiolase-like protein
Exons: 3
Coding region: 1-588 (195 amino acids)
Biological process (GO): fatty acid biosynthetic process
Molecular function (GO): fatty acid synthase activity
Source: RefSeq, a predicted model, not a curated record
AUGUUUUACCCCUCCGCAGACGCCCAGGAGAAUUUGAUCCGCCGUGCGUACCGUGAUGCCGGCAUUGCAAGCACACCGUUGUUCGAAUGUCAUGGAACAGAUACAGUGGCCGGUGGUACAACCGAAGGAACUGUGAUUGCAAAGCUGACAGACAGGAGGAGCGUCUUUCUUGGGGUGGUCAAGCCGAACCUGGGACAUGCGGAAGGUGUAUCUGGCAUCAACAGCAUUAUGAAUGACCGCCCUGAGGGGGUUAACAUCAAUUCUUUCGGUAUCGGAGGGUCCAACGCCCACGUUAUUCUUAAGUCCGCCGAUUACUACAUGAAAAGCCGUGACCUUCCGAUCCGCGACAAAAACAUUGCACCAUCAGAUAAGCCCCAAAUUAUACUCAUCUCAGCAAAUACUAAAGCGUCGUUGGAUGCUCGUAUUCAGCGGUUGACGACUUAUCCAAACAGUAUGGAGAAGGAUUACCUUCUGUGCGAUCUAUCCCAUGCCCUUGCUGUACGGCGACGACAUCUCAUCUACCGCGUAUUUGUCAUUGCCCGUCCAGAUGUGGAACUGACUGAACAGGGAUCCAUUCGCUCAUUAUGA